This is a messenger RNA of Auxenochlorella protothecoides, 771 nucleotides long. RefSeq names its product Serine/threonine-protein kinase SAPK3. The transcript has 3 exons. Gene Ontology annotation, molecular function: ATP binding; protein serine/threonine kinase activity. NCBI's taxonomy places the organism in Eukaryota, Viridiplantae, Chlorophyta, Trebouxiophyceae, Chlorellales, Chlorellaceae. Gene Ontology annotation, biological process: intracellular signal transduction; protein phosphorylation. The record is from RefSeq and is a predicted model, not a curated record. The coding region runs from base 1 to 771 and encodes 256 amino acids.
AUGGCGCACUUGGUGCGCCAUCCCCGCAUCCACGCCUUUGACAACGUGGAGGGCCGAUUCGGGUUGGAGUCCGGGUACGAGGCAGUGCGCCUGCUGGGCCGUGGCGGCACGGGCCAGACCUGGCUCUGUCGGCGGCGCGGGACGGGGGAGGAGGUGGCACUCAAGCUGCAGCAGCGCCCCCUGCCCAAGCACACCCUGGACCUGACCUACAACGAGGUGGUGAUCCAGGCGGAGGUGGGUUGGGGCUCGCCCCACAUGUGCACGCUGCAGGAGGUGAUGCUGACCCCCACCCACCUCGCCAUGGUCCUGGACUACGAGGCGGGCGGGUCCUGCGCCGAGUACGUGGCGGCCCAGAUCCCCAAGGUCGCCCGCCUGGAGCUGUGCGUGGACGAGGAGCGAGCGCGCUACAUGUUCCGGCAGCUCAUCGCAGGCGUGGAGUACCUGCACUCCCUGCACGUCGCCCACCGCGACAUCAAGCUGGACAACAGCCUGAUGGACGGCGCCGACCCCGCGCGCGUCAAGCUCUGCGACUUCCAGUUCGCCAAGUACUGGGGCAAGCCCGAGUACGCGCGCAUGACCACCCACCUCGGGACCGCCGUGUAUAUGGCGCCCGAGGUCAUCACCAACCGGCAAAACCACAAGUCAUACAACCCUGUGGAGGCCGACGUCUGGGCCUGCGGCAUCUGGCUGGUGGCGCUGCUGGUGGGGGCCUUCCCGUUUGACAACCGGCCCGGCGUGGACGACCGCACCGCCGAGAUGCAGAUCCUGUGA